GAGGGAGAGCGACGAAGGAAAUAAACCGAACGAGAAGAGAAGCAGAGCCUGAAGCAGAAUCGAACUUGCAGAGACGCUUUUCCUCUCUCUCGCCCGUCGCCUGCAUUUUCCGGUGGAUCGGUCCUCCGCCGUCUCGCUGCUCCGCGCGUCUCGCCGCCAGCAGGACUACUUAAAUCCCAAAUGUCUAAAGCAACAAUAGAUCUCCCUCCAAAAGGUGGAUUUAGUUUCGAUCUGUGCAGAAGAAAUGACAUGCUGUCAAAGAAGGGUGUUCGCCCUCCUUCAUAUAGGAAAACUGGAACUACCAUUGUUGGAAUAAUUUUUCAGGAUGGAGUUAUUCUUGGAGCAGAUACUAGAGCUACUGAAGGGCCAAUAGUUUGUGAUAAGAACUGCGAGAAAAUCCACUACAUGGCACCAAACAUAUAUUGCUGUGGUGCUGGGACUGCUGCUGAUACAGAGGCUGUGACAGACAUGGUAAGCUCACAGUUACAGCUGCAUCGCUACCAUACGGGCCGAGAAUCUAGGGUUGUGACAGCUUUGACCUUUCUUAAGCGACAUCUUUUCAACUAUCAAGGUCAUGUCCAAGCUGCUUUGGUACUUGGCGGUGUUGAUUUCACAGGACCUCAUCUACAUACGAUAUAUCCCCAUGGAUCAACUGACACAUUGCCAUUUGCUACGAUGGGAUCUGGUUCUCUGGCUGCAAUGUCUGUAUUUGAAUCAAAGUAUAGGGAAGGCUUAACUAAAGAUGAAGGAAUUAAUCUUGUUUCCGAGGCGAUCUGCGCUGGUAUAUUCAAUGACCUGGGAAGUGGAAGCAAUGUUGAUAUUUGUGUAAUAACAAAGGGUCACAAGGAAUACCUCAGAAACCACCUUUUGCCAAAUGCUGAUGUUUAUGCACUCAAGAGAGAGUAUACUUUUCCUAAGAAGACUGAGGUUCUGCUAACGAAAAUCACGCCAUUGAGGGCGAAAGUCAAAAUCAUUGAAGGAGGAGACGCAAUGGAAGAGUAAAUCAUCACUGGGGGGUAGGAGAGGAUUGAGCAUUUUAAUUGGCUUUAUUGCAGCUCCAAUGCUUCAUGAACAGGUGCAGGGAUGGGCGCAUCUAAACUUGAGUAGAUGGUAGGCCUUCAAUUAGAAAGCUAGAGCGAUUGAUUGCUUGUUCAUCCUUUGUGCACUUAUGCUUUGUGUGGCUCCAUCUUAAGUGACAUCUCAAGUUGAGCCAUGCUCCAAAGCGCUUGCUUUUUUAAUGGAUUUCGUUCAGGCAUGGUUUGAACUUUCCUCUGAAGUGUCCGUCCGUCAUGUGAAAUUUGUUUUAUGUGUCUGGAAGAACUGUUGGACCUGGCAUGA
Molecule: messenger RNA, 1338 nt
Organism: Eucalyptus grandis
Lineage: Eukaryota; Viridiplantae; Streptophyta; Magnoliopsida; Myrtales; Myrtaceae
Product: proteasome subunit beta type-7-A
Exons: 9
Coding region: 181-1002 (273 amino acids)
Cellular component (GO): proteasome core complex
Molecular function (GO): threonine-type endopeptidase activity
Source: RefSeq, a predicted model, not a curated record